AUGAACGUUCUUUGUCGUACCAAUUACUUUCAGCACGUGCUCUACGAUUCUGACUUGUUCGACGCUGACAUCACCAAUACGCAUUUGGAUUUGAUUUUGAUGCUAGCAGUUCAUGACUAUAAGAUUAUGGAUGAGGUUGUUGUUAUUGAAAGGCAGUUUUCGUUAUUGGUGGAACGUAUACUUUCAAUGACCCUCCUGUUUGAUCCAGAGGGGAGUAACUAUGUUGUGAUGAGUCACAUUUUCCAGUUCUUAAGAGUUAUAGCCUCUGCUAAGCUCCAUAGUGAUCCAUGUAGAUCUCUUGUGAAGCAGAUGGUGGUUACCCGCAACUUGCCCCUGCUGUCAGACGACUCAAUUACAUCCCAAUGGCUACAGAAAGUCGCCGAUAAUGUUAUUACGGGGUUAUUACUGUUUGAUACUGAAGAUUCCCAAGUUAGUUGUUUUCUAGCCGAAGUCGUCAAAUUCUUUGUGGUGCUUGACUGUCAGCUUCCCUUGAGACAAUAUAUACAUGACUUCAUAAUGGAGCACAAUAUCCUUGAAUCCUGUAAAGGGGUGAGUAGGGAUAAUGAUAGCGAAUUAUACAGUGCAACUGAGUCACUCAGAUACUCCCUUUAUUAUCCCAUUGAUAUUGACAGUGGGAAACAAAUACCUACAAAAGAAGAUACCUUUGAGAAAGUCCAAGUUGUGCUCUUUGACCUUUAUCCUUCCCAAGCUGCAGGGAUAAUAGAUAUACCGUCAAGGUACGAUACAGAUAGAGAGACUCUUUCCAGUCAAUUGAACUCUUUGUUGACCAAAGAAGAACUAUUAAAGCUAGUUGAAGCCUUGAAGUUGAAAAGCACAGUCACUACUUCAUGUUCAACAGUAAUACUAUCCAAUUACAUUGCCAAUUAUGCCUUACCACCCAAUUACGCCAUUACCCAGCAUAUCAAACAACUUUGGGAUCCGUUGUCUCUUUCCCCACAGAAGAAGUCGUUGUUCCCUACAGCACAGUAUAUGACACUAGAUGACUAUGUGAGUCGGGGGCUUGAGAAUGGUAUUGCAAUGAUUAUGAAUGGAAUUACCAGACAUUUGACUCAAGUAUUUGAUCGACUUGGAGCAGGUUUCAAAGGCAAGUCAAAGUAUUUUAUUCCUGUCAAACAGUGUAACGAAGGGUUUGAAACAGGCAAGUCAUCGACAUCAUCGUCAGCAUUAAUUGAAGGAUCAUGGGUUGUGAUAUUAGCUUGGGGGAAAGCCAAUAAGUUCUCUGAAUACUUGUGGACCUCUAGGUAUGGAGUAUUGAGCUUACAGUUGGCGCAAAUAUCAUCAGUCAAUAAGAAGAUAGUGUCUGUUGAUUACCAUAAUAAUUUUACAUUUCCAGAUGAUCAAUUCAAGCACCAACAAGGACUCAUUGUGUUGUCUUCCGCCCUUCAAACCAAGCUCCAAUUCUAUCUGCAAUUCGAACACGGUUUAACGGAACCAUUGCUGGUACCAGAUUACUUUCAUGAUACCUUCUUGGGCUAUGAAAGAGAGGUCCAAAAGAUACAGUACAAGAAUAUAGACUACAGGCUUGAUAAGGUUUAUCUUAUUGGAUGCUCAUUGCAACCAAAAAAGAAGAGAAAGGAUAACGAUGGUCAGGCACAAAGCAUUAACCAUUCUAUUGAGUAUAGCACUGAAGGAGGAGAAAGAAUUGUUAAAGAGAUCCAAAUUCCUGGGAUCACUACUACCAAUUCGUCCUCGUUCGACGAUGAGCUACUUGAGUCAUGUGUUAACCCUGGAGUUACUGUAAUUAAGUCUUCAAUUUCAUGGGAUAAUGUACCCCAACUAAUCAGUACAUUGCAUGUCAACUAUAGGGUUAAUUUCCCGGAGGAACGUCAAGUUAUUGUUGUACCCGAUGGAACACCAUUAUUGAUGUCCGAAGCCGAUGUUUAUCAGGAUGUUACAGGGUACUCUGAUUGGAUCCGAGGUCAAUUAAAGGAAAUCGUCGAUAAGCACAUGCAGAGUGUGGGUUGCUGUUUACCUGAACAUAUGACAUUUGACAAUGGCAUUGACCAAGUACUUGCAGCAUUCGAUGCAUAUGUGGAACCAAAAUGGGAAUCCUACAUGGCUGCUGCUUCUGCUGCAAAAGACCAUGCGUAUCCGUUUAAAAGUACAAUAACCAAUACGAAAGAAGCCAAGGCUCAUUAUUUGGGAUUAAAGGGGGCCUUCCAAGAGUUGACAAGGUUACGGAUGUAUGGAAAAUUAAAUGCACAGCAAUUAAACCGGUAUCUUAGAGAUUCCUAUUGUCGCAGUGUGGUAAUAGAAGAAAGCAAACUUGUGGAAUUGAAGCAUACUGAUUUUGAUAGUGUGAUAAUUUGGGGCUCACGACUGGAUUCCUUUCUUAUGAAUUAUCAAUUGAUAUUAACCAAUAAAUUACUCAAAAGAAUCAUUUUAAUUGACAAUGACGGUUCAACGGAUGAUGGGAUGUACCUGAGAUUGAUUUCCAUGGGAGUUAAGCCGUUUAUCAUUGGUGCUGGACAAGUGAAGGAGCCUCUUUCCGCUGGAGUCAUUCAAGAGAUAAUCCACCUGGAUGCCCUGUAUAACAUUAAAGAGGUACAAAUGUGUGCCGCAUUGUAUCGGUACAUGGCCGGAGACUAUGAUACGCUUGUGAUAAUCUGUUCUUCACCAAUCCAUGUUCAGUUGAUAGAGCAAAACUACCGUGACGUAAAGGUGCUUUUAUAUGGUGAUAACUUGAGCCAAUUUGAUUAUGUUAUAUGGAGUUCGUUCGGUGCUUACAUACCGAUAGAAUUGGCUACAAAGGAUGUUGCAGCCAAAGCUAAGAAGGGGUUUUACGUUGUUAGUACUUCAAAGGGUACGUACAACAACUUACCCAAAUUGGAAGUAUAUCCCGGAGCUAAAGGUGAGCCAGUUAAGACCAUGGACCAGUUUAUUGAAACCCAUUUGUGA
Messenger RNA from Lizanozyma spartinae, 2919 nucleotides. RefSeq lists its product as uncharacterized. The coding region runs from base 1 to 2919 and encodes 972 amino acids. The record is from RefSeq and is a predicted model, not a curated record. Lineage: Eukaryota; Fungi; Ascomycota; Pichiomycetes; Serinales; Debaryomycetaceae. The transcript has a single exon.